AGUAAAUCUACACACACUGACGUACCAUGACCAACUUUUCCUACAUCUGCACCGUGUGGAUCAGCGUCUGUGUGUACCUCCUCUCUGCAGAACCUGAGAUCAGUGUAUCUGGCCCAGUGGGUUCUACAGCUGUCCUGCCGUGUCAACUGACGAGUGUAGACACUGACAGACUGUAUAUUACAUGGAACACUGAGUCUGAGAUUGUGUUUGAGCGAGUGGGUGUGGACUCGUAUCAGGAUGAGGGAUAUGAGGGUCGUGUGGACGUUCCUGUGGAGGAGCUGCGUAAGGGGAACUGUUCACUGGUGUUGUCUAAUCUAAUCCUCACUGAUACAGGAGUCUACACCAGCUACCAGACAGUGAGACACACCAAGAGAGGAACAGUCCUGAUCACCAGUGUUAAUCUCACAGUCUAUGGUGAUGCAGUAAUGAAGAGUCCUCACCCACUGGUCCUGGUCCUGUCCCUCAUCUCAUGUUUUCUCAUCCAGAAAUUCUGUGGAGAAACACAUGUGUGUUAUUGACGUAUGUACAGGACUGUGUGUUUCAGUCCCACACAGUGAACUACACACAGCAGCUGUGUACAGAACAAUCAGAACUGUCCAAUUAAUGAAUGUAUUAUUUAGCUUAAGUAACGUAUUUUACUUAAGCACACACACACCACACACACACACACCACCUCCUACAACUCCGAGCUUUACCGGGAGAAAAGAAACGAAAAGGAACCAACAGAGCUCCGCACUCACAGUGCUUUGCUAACUUGAUCUGAAAUGCUACCUGAGAUGGCAGUGUACAGCGCCUAUAAGUUAAUGUGAACUUUGUGUUGUAGUUGAGUGCUGAAUUCAUCAGGAUUACCACCAUUCCUUUGGUUUCCAGCUUGAUCAGUACUCCACUCAGCUGAUCAGAGUCUUCAAAAGGAAAGGGGGCAGGGCAGCAAAGAAUAUCAG
This is a messenger RNA of Clarias gariepinus (North African catfish), 941 nucleotides long. Its product is annotated as CD276 antigen homolog. The transcript is spliced from 3 exons. Lineage: Eukaryota; Metazoa; Chordata; Actinopteri; Siluriformes; Clariidae. The record is from RefSeq and is a predicted model, not a curated record. Gene Ontology annotation, cellular component: external side of plasma membrane. The coding region runs from base 27 to 518 and encodes 163 amino acids. Gene Ontology annotation, biological process: cell surface receptor signaling pathway; positive regulation of T cell proliferation; cellular response to lipopolysaccharide.